AUGGUCUACCGCCAGCCCGUGGAGCUGCCAGACUGGGCCGAGUGCUUCGCGGACGCCUCGCUGCCCAUCCACCUGGACAUUGGUUGCGCGCGCGGCAAGUACCUGAUGGAUGUGGCGGCGUCUCAAGCGGGUGAGCGGAACUUCGUCGGCGUCGAGAUCCGUCGCAAUGUGCUGCAGGAGGCGGAGCGCGAGGCCGAGCGUCGCGAGCUCAAGAACUUGGCCUUCGUGCACGCCAACAUGAACAUCCACCAGGCCACUCUGCUGCAGUCGCUGCCUGCCCCCGUGGAGAGUGUGUCCAUCUUCCACCCGGAUCCGUGGAUGAAGAAGCGCCACAUCAAGCGGCGACUGGUGACCGACGAGUUCGUGGAGGAGAUGGCCAAGCUCGUGCCCAACGGCACCCCUAUCUACGUGCAGACGGACGUGGAGGAGCUGUUCGCGUACAUGGUGGAGAUUUUCGAGUUGUCGAGGCUAUACGACUUUGACGCUCUGCAUGAAAAUCCGUUUGGAAUCCCCACGGACAGGGAGAAGUUCGUCUUCAACGAAGGUGGCGACAUCUACCGGGUCAAGUUCAUCGUAGAUAAGCCGGAGGAGGAUGCAAAGGAUAAAGAGGUAUCGACAUCACCAGAAGCGUGA
Molecule: messenger RNA, 633 nt
Organism: Phytophthora sojae
Lineage: Eukaryota; Oomycota; Peronosporomycetes; Peronosporales; Peronosporaceae
Exons: 1
Coding region: 1-633 (210 amino acids)
Biological process (GO): RNA (guanine-N7)-methylation; tRNA methylation
Cellular component (GO): tRNA methyltransferase complex
Molecular function (GO): tRNA (guanine(46)-N7)-methyltransferase activity
Source: RefSeq, a predicted model, not a curated record